CGCAAGCCCAACACGCGCACCGUUUUCAAUGUGUGUACCUCCGCACAUUCGGUGCCCGCUCGCCCAAAACGCUGGUAAGAUCGGUGUUUAGGCCUAUACAAUAGUACCUGCAUGAUAGCAAUACCUAACGAUAUAAUAACAAAAUAAUAUUGUCAUUACAAUUCGUUGACGAGCUACGCGUUAUGCGACGUUAUACGGACGUCCGUCGGCUAAUAUCCGGAUCGGCUGUGCGGUGUGCGUAGCUGCGCUUAAACGGUUCGCGUACGCCGGAAGUCCACCGAGACCGCGCAGCGCCGUGGACGUACGAUUUUGGCACUCGAUCCGUCUCCGUCAUGGACAGCAACGUCGUGAACCGACAACAACAUCGUUUGCCGCUGACGGGCCGGCCGCAAAAAAUAUCGGACGCCGUCUCCGUCAGCCGCCGCUGAAGUGGCCGCCCGCAACACACCUAUCGCCGCCGCUUAAUCCUGCCGCCGUAUCCUGUGCGUCACGCAAAUUCUAUUCAAGAUGGCUCAUUACAAACAUAAAGUGUUCGAAGAAGAAACGUCAAGCAUGGGAUCGGUCCAUUUGACAGAAGGAGUUACUACGUCUUCCACUCAUAUACGUUUUUAUACGGGGAAGCCUAAAAACAUUAUGUCCAAGUGGAAAAAUAGAACUUUAUUGGAAAAAAUCCUCCUCGUCGUGUGUUUUACUACUACUACACUGUUGAUAAUUACAUUUUUCAAACAAAAUGGAACCGAUCAUUAUCCCAAUCAAAUGAAUCCAGUUGAAGUAUAUGAAGACACUGGGUCUGAUAAUGCCGGACAAGAAUAUUGCCUGAGUGAAACCUGUGUGUUCACGGCAUCACUAGUUCUCCGAGGUAUGGAUAAAAAAUCGGACCCCUGCCAAGAUUUCUAUAAGUACGCUUGUGGUCAAUGGAUUAAAUCUAAUCCCGUUCCGGAUGGUCGAUCCAUGUGGGGAAUGUUUAAUGAACUGGAAAUGAACAAUCAGUUAGUUGUUAAAAACGCUCUCGAAGCAUUACCACCAAACUACGGCAGUAAAGCCGAACUUAAGGCCAAGAUGUACUUUACGGCUUGCAUGGAUCCUAAUGAUACAAUAGAAGCGUUAGGUGCGAAACCGUUGAAUGAUCUUCUCGACAAUAUUGGUGGAUGGAACAUAUCAGGAUCAUGGAAUAUGUCCACAUGGAAACUUCAACGAACACUGGAAACACUCCACAAUCAAUAUAAUAUGCCUGGAUUAUUCUAUUGGAUAGUAGGGGAAGAUGACAGGAAUUCUAGCAGACAUAUCAUACAGAUCGACGAGGGUGGGUUGACUUUGCCAGCUAGAGAUUGUUAUCUUAACAAGACGGCUAAUCAGAAGUUACUGGACACAUACUUGGAGUAUAUGACAACGAUAGGAACAUUGUUAGGAGGUGAGCCGAACGCGACAAGGGCCCAAAUGAAAGAUGUUAUAGAAUUUGAAUCUCGUUUGGCAGAGUUUACUGAGCCCGACGAAAACAAGCGUGACGAAGAAAAGGCUUAUCAUUUAAUGUCCAUCAGCGAACUCCAGAACUUGGCACCGUUUAUUCAGUGGAAUCAUUAUUUCAACUCGGCAUUUCGUUAUGUCAACAGGAAAAUAACGAAUAAAGAAAACGUAGUCGUGUAUUCUCCAUCGUUUCUGGCAAAUGUGUCGAAACUAAUCGACGAAUACAGCAAAAGCCCUGAAAAUAAAACGGUUAUCAACAAUUACUUGAUUUGGCAAACUGUUAGGACAGUAACACCAUACUUAUCGAAAGUCUUCCGAGAUGCGUACAAAGGUCUACGGAAGGUGCUAUUGGGAUCAGAAGGAGGAGAAGAACCUUGGCGAUAUUGCAUCAGCGAUACAAAUAAUGUGUUAGGGUUUGCACUGGGAGCACUGUACGUCCGUGACGUCUUUCACGGGCAGUCGAAAAAAUUGGCUGAAGAAAUGAUUAACGAAAUAAGGACUUCGUUCAAAGAAAAUUUCAAAAAUUUAGAUUGGAUGGACAAAGAAACGUUGAUAGAAGCUGAAAAAAAAGCAGAUGCAAUAACUGACAUGAUCGGUUUUCCCGAUUACAUAAUGGAUUCAAAUCAGUUGGAUGAAAAGUAUCAGAACUUGACUGUUCGUCCAGAUGAAUAUUUUAUGAAUAACAUACGUGCCAUAAAAUUUAACUUGGAACAAUAUUUGGUUAAGCUCGAUCAACCAACUAACCGAACCAGAUGGAGCAUGACUCCUCCAACCGUAAACGCAUACUACACACCGACCAAAAAUCAAAUAGUUUUUCCUGCCGGAAUUCUGCAAGCACCGUUUUUUGAACAACUGCAACAGCCUUCCGUCAACUUUGGAGCAAUGGGAGUCGUCAUGGGACAUGAACUAACUCACGCAUUCGACGAUCAAGGUCGAGAGUUCGAUCGCUUUGGGAAUCUUCAUCAAUGGUGGAACAACAAGACCGUGGAAAAAUUCAAAACGGCUACAGACUGCAUGAUCAAACAGUAUUCUAAUUAUAAAAUCAACGGGAUCAAUAUAAAUGGGAAGCGAACGUUAGGUGAAAAUAUUGCUGACAAUGGUGGGUUGAAGGCCGCUUACCGGGCGUACGCCAAACGUCUUGAGGAGGGUAGAGCUCAUUCGUAUAGACUACCAGCCGUCCAUCUCACUACCCAACAAUUGUUUUUCGUCAGCUUCGCACAGGUGUGGUGUUCGUCGAGUACUGACGCAUCCUUAAAGUUACAAAUCGAAAAGGAUUUACAUUCACCGUCCCAAUACAGAGUAAACGGUCCGCUAAGCAAUCUCGAAGAAUUUUCCAAAGUAUAUAACUGCGAGUUAGGAACCCCAAUGAAUCCAGAAGAAAAGUGUAUCAUUUGGUAAACUGAAAAAAAUCCUAUACAUCUAGGUAUAUCUUAAAGCAUUUAAGUUGAUUUUUUUUAAAUAAAAUGCCUUUUUGUGUUAAGUUUCCAAACGGUUUUCAAACAUAGAUUAGAUAAACGAUUUGUUUUGAAAUAAUGAAAUCAUUAUUAAUUUACCGCUAUGUACAGGUUGGCAUUAUAAACUUGCAGUGAUACUCAUAAAUCUAAACCACAAAAGUCAUUUUACUGUAAUGAAAUUUUAAUGUAAUAAAUAAUUACAUAAAGUAUAUUAUAACAGCUAUUAAGGUAGGUUAUUUAUUUCAAAAUAAAUCCAUAAUUUAAAGUUUAAAACAGUUGGAAUUGUUUACAAUAACAACAGCUUCACAUAAUAAUAUAGCGCCGUGCCAAACGUUUUCAUCCAUAAAGGACAAAUACUAUAUUUUAAAGUUAUAUUAUUUAAAUUAAAUGCAUAUAUAAUUUUUAAAUUGUACAGGCGGUCUGAAAGCGUUGGAUUUUUAAUGUGUAGUGAAAAAAACGACCGGUGCUGUAAUAAAAACAUUACAUUAUGCGUUCAUCGUUUUUUAUGUAUAACUGCCAUUAUACAUUUUCUUCGUUCUAGUCAAUGUGAUGAUUUAAUAAAUAUUGUUUUAUAUAGUUUUAAUUUUCAGUCAGCUGUAAUGAAAUACUUGUAAGCACAUUAAUGUUUACUUUUUUAUAACCCUAUUUAUUUUAACUUGAUUUUUUGUUACCAUUGUUUUUACUUUUAACUAUGCAAUUUU
This is a messenger RNA of Adelges cooleyi (spruce gall adelgid), 3619 nucleotides long. RefSeq names its product endothelin-converting enzyme homolog (gene Nep3). The record is from RefSeq and is a predicted model, not a curated record. The transcript has 16 exons. Gene Ontology annotation, molecular function: metalloendopeptidase activity. The coding region runs from base 508 to 2862 and encodes 784 amino acids. NCBI's taxonomy places the organism in Eukaryota, Metazoa, Arthropoda, Insecta, Hemiptera, Adelgidae. Gene Ontology annotation, cellular component: plasma membrane. Gene Ontology annotation, biological process: protein processing.